Messenger RNA from Theobroma cacao (cacao), 1579 nucleotides. Its product is annotated as interferon-activable protein. The record is from RefSeq and is a predicted model, not a curated record. Lineage: Eukaryota; Viridiplantae; Streptophyta; Magnoliopsida; Malvales; Malvaceae.
AAAAAGAAGACCAAGUAAACUAAUAUUAUAAAGUCCCCAACGGUCAGAUGGAAUUCUAAAAAGGCCCACUAACGUUCACUCCCUCUUUGUCUCUCUGCCCACUGACCGUUACUUAGAUCUCCCUCCAGUCCUUCCCUCUCUCUCUCUCUCCUGAAACCUUUCUCCAUUUCUGCCUCCUCCUCUCUCUCUCUUUCUAAUUCUAGCACUCUCUCAAAUCCCAAGUGUUUCUCUCUCUCUUUAAUUCUCUAUGGAGCCAGCAAAAAUCGAUUGGAAGAGAAUAGACUCCAGAUUUGUUGAGGACUGUGUUUAUGAGCACAUCAAUGCACCCAAAUGGGUUGAUUUUUUGGCCGUUGAAGACUCCAUUGACGAUGAAGCCUGGUUCUGCAGACCUGAUUGUAAGCAUCCAAAGACAGCUGAGGAUUUCCUUAAAACGACUCCACCUUCAAAGCUUGCACGAUCAGCUAAUGGCGAUGGAAGUGGAAGCCUUCCACUUCGCGAAUGGAAUCAAGGAGAUGCAAAACUGAAGAGAAGAGGACAAAUUCAAUCUUCAAAUUUUUCAAAGAUUGAUCCUACAUUCAACGAAGAUGGUGAAAACCAGAACCCGAAUUUAUCAACUCCUCCAAAUCACCAAGCCAAGUCUCUGAAAGCCGCAAUCAAGUCAAGCAGUGAAAAGAAGAAACCAAUAGAUGAUAUCUCCCAGAGUGAUGAGAUGCCGCGGCUGAAAAGUACUUUGUCAGCUAGGAAUUUGUUUGCUGGCAGGGAUAUACUAAAUCAUAUAACUGAAUUUUGCAAUGAAUUGAAGAAAUUGACGACCAGAGCAAGGGAGAGAGAAAAUGAGGAAAAGUUAAGUGAGAAGAAGAGUCAAGAGGCUGCAGUAGUGAAGGAGAGUUCUGGCCAAGUGUUAGGUGAGCUGGACGUGAAAGAGAAAGAGAGGAAGCCCCUAUUUGAAUUGGGUAAAGAGAAACUUGAAGGAAUUGAAAAUGGAAGUGCUAAGGAGAAAGAAAGGAGGAAGAAAAAACAUGAUGAGGCAGAGAACAUACCCGUCUCUCUAAACUUGGAGAAUGUAAAGCACAAAGGAGAAGAACGGGUGCUGCAAAUACGGACCAAUCCACCCUCCCCUCAGUGCUUUUCUGCCCCUCAUGCGCCCAUGAAAACCACCCCUUCUAAGGCUUCCAGAUCCAGACUUAUGGAGAGGGGGAUCCUUCAAGAACUGAAGCAAAACAAGGAGAUGAAAAAAGAUGAUCCAGCAGACAAACCUGGCAGUGUUCCUACUAAUCAUAUUGAUGGAAGACAAGCGAGAGCAUUGGAUGUAUUUUGGUUCCUGAAGCCUUGCACACUGUCUGAGUGAACACUUCGAUAUCAAACAAGAAACUCAAAUACAUUCUUUCAUUCUUUCCGUAUACCUUGAAGCUUCUAUGUUCUGUUUACUUCGUUGAUUAUUCAAGUGUCAGCUCCGUAGCUCUUAGUUAUUAGUUCCCUGAUUCAUUGAUUCUUGAUAAAACAAAGUGUAAUUAAAGCAUUUUUUUAAUAAUUGUACUGAAAAUCCAUUUUCAGUGAAUAAAGAUGUUAUACUCCUCAA